Helobdella robusta is the source of this 423-nucleotide messenger RNA. RefSeq lists its product as hypothetical. Bases 1 to 423 code for a protein of 140 amino acids. The transcript has a single exon. Gene Ontology annotation, cellular component: extracellular region. The record is from RefSeq and is a predicted model, not a curated record. Lineage: Eukaryota; Metazoa; Annelida; Clitellata; Rhynchobdellida; Glossiphoniidae.
AUGUGCAAAGACCAAUGCAAGUGCAUCAACCAACGCAACAAGAACAAAGAUUUGCAGAACGACCCUGCCUACAACAACAACAACAGACAUAACAACAAACACAACAACAAACAAAACAUCCCAUCCACUGAGUACACACUCGAAACUUACACCCCUUCAUGUGAGAGUGGCGUGAAUGCGGUGCUAGACGGUUGCGGUUGCUGCCUGGUGUGUCCGAGGCAACAUGGGGAUCAAUGCGACCCCAUCCAUCCAUGUGACGCCGCCAAGAAGCUCAUUUGCGUCUCGGAUAAUCAGCAUGUCAGCAAUUACAAUGGCAUCAGCGGGAGUGGCAGCGGUGGUGAUGUUGGAGGCGUUUCGGCAGCUAAAAUGUUGGGUGUUUGUAGAGGUUUGUUGUUGUUGCUGAUACUGUGCUUUUAUUGUUGA